Molecule: messenger RNA, 3239 nt
Organism: Equus quagga
Lineage: Eukaryota; Metazoa; Chordata; Mammalia; Perissodactyla; Equidae
Gene: NKX3-1
Product: NK3 homeobox 1
Exons: 2
Coding region: 37-780 (247 amino acids)
Biological process (GO): cell differentiation; regulation of transcription by RNA polymerase II
Cellular component (GO): nucleus
Molecular function (GO): RNA polymerase II cis-regulatory region sequence-specific DNA binding; DNA-binding transcription factor activity, RNA polymerase II-specific
Source: RefSeq, a predicted model, not a curated record
GCCUGGGGCCGCUGCAGCCGGGGCCGAGCCGCCGGGAUGCUCAGGGCGCCCGAGCCGCGGCCCGGGGAGCUGGGGGCGGCCAGCUGCAGCCCCCCGGCGGUGCCGCCCUCCCAGUCCAAGCCGCUCACCUCCUUCCUCAUCCAGGACAUCCUACGGGACGGCCCGGAGCGGCGCGGCGGCCACGGAGACAGCUCCCAACCCCGGCGCCUUCCGCAGCUCCCGCGCCGUUCUGCCCCGAAGCGAGACCCUGAGCCCGAGCCUGGAGGCGGAGGAGGCGGCGCCGGGUCGCCCGAGGACGAGCCGAGCGCCCGGCCCCAAACUGCGCCGGGGGAAGCCGAGACGCCGGCGGAGACGGAGCCAGAUAGGCACUUGGAGACUUAUCCGUCGGACUGUGAAAACACUUCGGGCGCCUCGCGGGGCCUUCCCCAACCCUCCAAGCAGCCACAGAAGCGCUCGCGUGCUGCCUUCUCGCACACUCAGAUCAUUGAGCUAGAGAGGAAGUUUAGCCGCCAGAAGUACCUGUCAGCCCCGGAAAGGGCUCACCUGGCCAAGAACCUCAAGCUUACCGAGACCCAAGUGAAAAUAUGGUUCCAGAACAGACGCUAUAAGACCAAGCGAAAGCAGCUCAGCUCGGACCUGGGCAACCUGGAGAAGCCCUCCUCCUUGCCAGCUCUGAAAGAGGAGGCCUUCUCCCGGGCUUCCCUGGUCUCCGUGUAUAACAACUAUCCUUACUACCCCUACCUGUACUGCUUGGGAGGCUGGAGCCCGGCUUUCUGGUAACGCCAGCUCAGAUGGCAACCAUGUGUGACCACAAUCUGCCUUCCCCAGGCUGUCUCUCUGGAAGGCCAAAGUGGCCAGGUGAGGGAGGACCCGGGAGCAAGGGGCGUGCAGACCAAAACUGUUGGAGAUUUGCAUGGAAAUCCCAGAGUCUUCGCUGGUGGACCAAUGAAAGAUCUGGGACAGUGAAUAAUUUAAUAUCCAAAUAGUUCCUGUACACAUAAUGUGGGUCGUUUUUGCUCUUCAAGACCUGCUGUCAGUGGGAAGGAUAAAAUCAGAUGCUGUUUCUAGCACUUAGGAUGAUUUUGUCUGAGCUGUCCACAUCACUUCCGAGGAUUCCAUUCCUGCAGCUUCAUCCUCCUGUGUAACUGAGUGUCGAUGCCGAAAGAGCAAACCUGGUGGGGGCAAGGACAGCCAGGAUGAGGAUCAUCUACUACUGAGUUAAGCUGAAGUUCAGAGGCCUCUCGUUAGCCUUGGAAUAUGACCAACGUUUCUCUCCAUCCCUGUUAGAGAAAUCUCGCAGAGAAACCGUCAUGCUCAGUGCAGAUUGGCAGAGGCUAUGGGGGUGGGUAGGAGGAGAUGAAAAUAUAAGCUUCUGUUAUUCCUUUUUAAGUAAUAUGCCAACUUAAGUAUUUACAGGGUGGCCCAAGUAGAACAAGAAGCACUCACCGUGGUUUUAAGACAAGCUGUAUAAACAGAACUCUACCGCGAGGGUUGGGCCCGGAGCAGGGCUGAGGAACAGUGCCGGGCUCCUGCGGGGGGGGCAUUGCAGUUCAUUAGCAAAAGGUAGAAAUGCCUCUUCUGGACUUUUUUGUGCUGGGCCUGAGAAUUUAGAAUGAGAAGUUCCUGGGGUUUUCAGGCUGUAAUUCGUACCACAUAAUGACAGAUCACAGACUUCUUUACUGUGAGCUCCUUCCUUCCCGCCUUCUUGUAGUUUUUGUUCCUUUUCCACAGCAAUCACCCACUGAAGGGCUUCUUUUCAGUCCAGACUUUUACUCUGGCUGCACCUAACAGUUGCCUUCCUAUUUAGCCUGAGAUCUGGUCUACCUUUUUUUUCCCAAAGCUUCAUCUCUCCUGGGUUAAAAAAAAAAAAAAGUAGGGGGCAGAUUCUGAAUUGGCUCAAAGACAUGCAUUUUUUUUACACUAGCCAUUCUUAUUUCUUUCCUUUAAAAAUAUACAACAUUAAAUCCCAAAUCCUAUUUAAAGACUUGACACUCUAGAAGGUCACUACCGCUUUCCUAGGACUUUCUGGUGGCCCUGUUGUUACAGUUUAAAGUCUGCCCACCUUUUGGGAUCCCUGCAGCAGAGGGGUGGGAGGCCCGGGCUUUCCCACAAGAGGAAGAGCACGGUGCAGGAGGACGCCUCGGUGCCGGGAGCCGUCUGGCCGAAGUCAAGGGCUUGUGCGUGGGGCCUGGGGAAAAAGCCCCUAGGCCUUGCAGAGCCCGGCCCCUGAGCAAGCUGACGGGCUGAUAGCCCUUCACAGGAAAAGGCUAAUGAAAAGGAAAUAGUUUCCAAAACAACGUUUUUGUGGCUUCCAUCACCAAACGAUGCAACUGUCCAGAUACUUUGGCCACUGUGUUUAACGCCAAUAAAAAAUGGGUCCCCAAAAUGAGUCACUUGUGACUUCAGAGGGAAUGAGAAGAGGGCAAAGGAGGAAGGUGGCCACCCUUCUGUUUUCAUCCUGCUCUCUCAGGUGACCUGGUAGAGAGAAGAUGUCAGAAUAAAAAAAGCCAGUUAGAAUGAGGUGCCCUGAGGCCUGGAAAUCUCUUGAUCCCACUACUUAAUUCUGUUUCGUGAGAAACCUUUCAAUUUCCUCCUGUUAAAAGGGCCAAUUCACUGUUGGUGGCAAAACUGCCAAAGUGGAUAGAAAGUUGGCCCGUUUCUCCCCAUUUUCUAUGGUUGGGGCUCCACGCUGAAAUACUGUUAAAUGCCCUGCUGCCAACAGCACUAGCGGCACCGAAGGCAGAGAAGCCUGAACUGCUUGCUCCUUUUCACAGGGCUUUUCAGAUAAGCAUUCGGCACUCCUCUGCUCAGUGCCCGCGGCUCCCACCCUCAGACUUUAAUUCUUUCAGCCUGCAGUUCUGCAAGUGUUCAACAUUUUACUGUGAGGUAUAUUGUGUUGCAAAAAAAAAAAAAAAAAAAAGUCUUAGUUUAAAGUUAUUUGAUUCGUGAAUCCAUCCUGCUUUUCUCCCAUUGGAACUGGUCACUCACCCAUAUCUGAACUGGUAAAACAACAUUUGAAGAACCAGUAUGUCGGUGUCUGACAGGUGAGCUGGAGGGUGUCUCGGACCACUUCACCCGGACAGCCUGUUUCUAUCUUGUUGAAGACAUUAGUUUGGGUUCUCCACAUGCGUAACACGCUCUGCUCUGAUCUCUAACAUAAAAGCCUGUGACUUGAAGUUCAGUCAAGCAUCCCAGCCAAACUUUAUUUUUCUAUGUAUUUUUUGCAACAUAUGAGUGUU